Messenger RNA from Chenopodium quinoa (quinoa), 2104 nucleotides. RefSeq names its product protein FAR1-RELATED SEQUENCE 5-like. The coding region runs from base 365 to 982 and encodes 205 amino acids. NCBI's taxonomy places the organism in Eukaryota, Viridiplantae, Streptophyta, Magnoliopsida, Caryophyllales, Amaranthaceae. The record is from RefSeq and is a predicted model, not a curated record. The transcript has 4 exons.
AAUGAAAGUAAUUUCAAAUCGAGUUGAAAUUGAAAUUACGGUCAUUUCAUGUCUACUAUAAAAAAGGAAAUCCAAAAAUACAAUGCUCGCAUAUAAACAUCUUAAUCAAUUACUUUUACCAAAUUAUCAAUCAGUUUUCUAUUGAUAUUUAAUUCCCAUGUUAACCAUACGAGGAGUAAAAGAACAUAAAAAAUAAAUUAUUCUUACUCCACAUUUAACUCCUCCAAACUAGUCCUACUACAUUUCAGUCUUGAGUGAAUUUGUUCUUCCACCUUUACCUCUCUAUUCUCUUCCUCUAUAUCUCUUUUCUGCAUUGAUACUUCCUAAGAAGCCGAAAGACUUGAAAUUUUCAUUCGUAUACUAAAUGGAAUCUGAUGAAGAAGCUGGUGAGUUUGAGAAUUCAGCUAGGGAAUCAUCGGAUAUUGGUGUAGGAGAUGGCGUCGUUGAGCCAAAUGAAGGUAUGGAGUUUGAUUCUGAAGAGGCAGCUAAGGUUUUCUAUGAUGACUAUGCUAGGAAGGUAGGAUUUGUCAUGAGAGUGAUGUCAUGUCGUCGUUCAGAGGUUGAUGGGAGGAUAUUGGCCCGUCGUUUUGGAUGUAAUAAAGAGGGAUAUUGUUUAAGCAUUCGUGGGAAACUUGGUCAGGUCAGGAAGCCAAGGGCAAGCACCCGAGGGGACUGUAAGGCCAUGAUUCUUGUGAAAUUUGAUAAGUCGGGAAAAUGGGUUGUCACGAGAUUUGUUAGAGAUCACAAUCAUCCAUUGGUGGUUUCUCUAAGGGAAGUUCGGAAAAAAAUGGAUGACAAAGAUAAGAAGAUUGAGGAGCUUACCGCAGAGUUAAGGAAUGAAAAACGUUUAUGCACCUUGUAUCAAGAACAAUUGUUUGCUUUUAUGAACGAUGUUGAAGGUUACAAUGCCCAGAUAACUAAGAAAGUUCAAGCUGUUCUUAUCAAUCUUAAAGAAACUGAGAACCAAGAACCAAAGCCUUAGCAACUGUGAUAGCAGUAGUUAUCUUGAAGAUGAUAUAGAGAUUAAAAAGUCUGGGACGGUUCAGGACCUUCAGGCGCAUAACAAUCAGCUGAUAAUCCCACAUCCCCAACCUUGAUGAUUAAGUGCCUUGAUGUUAUUGGAGGUAGUAGAGUGAUGCUGCAAAUUUGUGAGGUGAAGAUAUGAAAGUUGAAGAUAAAUUAUACGAAUAUCUUUAUUCAUAUAUAAAUCUUGCAGGAUAGGUAUUCUCUAAUGAUACUGCAGUACAGAAUUUUAGAUUCACUCUAUUGGUGCCCUUUGGCAUGUUUAUCUGUAAAUAAUACUCCCAUAGAAAAAUAUUGGUUACAUAAUGGAGUACUAUUUGGGAUAUUAUGCUUAUCUGUAAAUAAUACUCCCAUAGAAAAAUAUUAGUUACAUACAUGGAGUACUAUUUGGGAUAUUCUAAAAAUAUUUCACCUUUCCAAAAAUUGUACUCAUAGAUUAUGAAUGGUUUCCCAUAUAUACCUCUUACAAUGAUUGAGGGAGGUGGGUGGGACUCAACUUGUAUAUACUUGUAUGAGUUGUAUCCUAUGUUAAACUUGUAACUUUUACGAGUCGUGUUGGUGGGACACUUAUUUCCAGAUUGUGGAUCAUCUUUGAUUCUUCUCUGAUGCUAAUCAUGAAAAACUAUUGAGUAGCAGGAUGUUGAGAUCUGAAAUUGGCAUUACUCUUCUUUACUCACAGUAUUCCUGGAUCAGGCUUCGCCAGUCCGAACUUCCCACUACUGCCAUUGUGGUGUCUCAGCUGUAUCUCAGUCCAAGUCUGAAAUCGCCUGAAGAAAAGUGUAUAUAAGUGUAUGGAAUUGUGAGUAGCUCAAGUUGAUGACCUAAGUUUUUGGUAUGUGUUGGCCCACUGCCAAAUUGAUCUUAUACAUUACUGAAACAGUUGCCAUUUGCUCAACUAUGCAAUUAAUGUAGGGUUUUGAUUAUAUGCUAACUAGCUUAGUUGGUACAGAUUUAUUUUAUAGGGUGUUAUCCGAAGCCAAUACUUGUUGGCUUUAUUGUCUGUACUCUAUACGCUACAAGAAUGUACAGUAAAGGUAAUGAAAAAAAAAAAAAGAGAAACAUAAAUUUGCCAGAAUAUUUU